AUGAGUUUGGCUCCAGACGACGUCACGUGGCCGUUGUCGCCUAUGGACGCUGUAAUGAAUACCUUCGGGUUUGUGAUCCUCUACAUCUACCCUCCUCCUACUUCUUUACCAUACAACCUUGGAACAUUGCACUCGUCCUUUGUCACCCUAAUCGAACAUGACUACCCUAUUCUCAUGGGCGAACUCGCUGUCGAUUCAAAGACGGGGGUCGUAUGCGUCAAACAAUCCGCCUCAAGGCGACAAUCUUAUACUGCCACGGAACCUCGAUUCGAAACGAAGUUGUCAACUUCCAUGACAACAGAGCAGGCGAUACAGGAGAAAUCUUGGGACUUCAUGCCAAUGACAAGGGGAAAAACGGAACUCAUUUGUGCCAAAGGGACGCUGCUGGCUGAUGGAGGGUUGGCAAUCGGAGUGGAUGCCAGCCACAUGCUGUUUGACGGCGAGGCAAUGUUCACGCUCAUGACGGUAUGGGGUCAACACUACAAUGGCGUGGAGAAGAGCAAUAGGUUAGUGGUAAAUCAUGAUCGGCACUUGCUGAUGGGGACGGGAAAGCCAUCGACAAUGCUGCAUCCGGAGUUCCGAGUCGUCGAGAUAGAAUCUACGGAAGCUCAAGAGAAAAGGGAUCACCUCGAUCCAGCUUCACCAUUACCACCCACAGCUCAUCACUUGUUCCAUUUCACUCCGUCUAUGAUGAAGAAGAUCAAAGAAGUGGCUACUUGCAACGGUCUGGCCCAGGAUGAGGUCACUAGAGCUACAUACGUGAGCACGGUUGAUGCCAUUACUGCACUGUUUACGGUGCUCAUAUCGCGAGCUCGCGGUCACGGAAAAGACGUGCGAAUCACGACUGGCCUCAACGCGCGACAACGUCUCGAUCCACCUCUACCUGCAAACUAUGUCGGAAACGUUAUCUUCAACGCACUGUCAGUGUACAGCGCCAGUGAAUUACAGUCUAGUGACGAUAACGCAGCUGAGGUUUCGCCCAACACGCUAGGAAUGCUUGCUCGACGCGUGCGCGAAUCCAUCUUGCAACGUGAUACCACGUAUCUGAACGAUGCGAUCAGCUUUUUGACCGAGCAGAGCAACUUGUCUGCAGUGAAAGUUGGCACUGACUUCUUCUUUGGUUCCGACCUCAUGUUCGCGUCGUGGCUGCACAUGGGUAUGUACAAUGCAGAGUUCAAUGGUAUCCAUCCAUGGUAUGCUUGCGUGCCACGACUGCCAUGCUACGAUGGCUUUGUGAUGGUCACAGAGGCCCAACGCGGUGGCGAAGGGAUCGAUGUGGGUGUAUUUCUUGAAUGCACUGCAAUGGAGAAACUCCGAAAAGCUUUUCUAGAGCUGUCGUUUCUCCAUAAGUAG
Molecule: messenger RNA, 1353 nt
Organism: Peronospora matthiolae
Lineage: Eukaryota; Oomycota; Peronosporomycetes; Peronosporales; Peronosporaceae
Source: the annotation of a GenBank genome assembly